Messenger RNA from Annulohypoxylon truncatum, 2537 nucleotides. RefSeq lists its product as uncharacterized. The record is from RefSeq and is a predicted model, not a curated record. The annotation marks the transcript as partial. The transcript is spliced from 2 exons. Lineage: Eukaryota; Fungi; Ascomycota; Sordariomycetes; Xylariales; Hypoxylaceae.
AACUCAGCCCCGACGAUGACGCAUACUUGUUUUAUGCUUGCCUUAACCGCGCGACAGGCGGCAGCAUAAGCUAUUCCAUUCGCAUUCGGGAAACCGGGUUAUAGGAAUAAUAUCAUAGCAGCCUCUUUCAGCCCUAUAUUUGUUAGUUUGUCUCGAGUUUCGUUCUGAAGGGACAUCAAACAAAUCAUCCCUGCCCGACGAAACCUUUAUAUUUAGAUUCAACCCAACUUUGUAGUCGAACCUUGAAUCGUCACCACAUUCUUCCUCGACACGAGGUGGCGCGAUCGGAUAGAGUUUACUAGAGUCUCGGUAUCUAUCAGCACUGUUCCUACAAGUUCAGGGGCAGCAUCGGCAGUUGAUUCUUCAUCCCUGUUAACGACAUCAUCCGUGACAGGGUAAUCCGUACUUUCAGACGACACUUCUCACUGACUGCUAUAUUCACAUUUUAGACACUCAUAGGUCUACUAAGUAUUAAGAAAAGGGCCAGAUAUGGAUGAGCACGUCGAGGCCCGUUCGUUGGCCUCGCUCAACUAUCUGGCAGCCAAUCCGCCUCAGUAUCCGAAAAAGCCCAAUGAGGAAAGGCAAGAUCCGAUUAUUCUGUACAUCUCUCGAGUACCCGGCACAAGGGAUAUUAUUCUCUCAACUUUGAAACCUCAGGUCAAAAGCGUGACGGCUGAGGAUGUAGCCAGUUCGCUGUAUUAUGUUCAUCUGAACGGCCCCGAGGAUGAGGCUCUCAUCCCUCCUCCUGGCCAGACCAAGCCCCCGUCUCCUAGAACGAGCGGGGAGAGUUCAAGGUCAGCAAACCAGAUUCAGAGGAAACCUGUACCAGGGGCUUCAAGUCUUGCCUCGUCGCGAGUAGAUGAAAAUGCACCACCGCCAUCCAUCAAAGAAAACCAAGGCAAUAACGGCCAAACGAAGCCCCCGAUGCGGAAUCCCUCACUGCGGAAGCCGGUUCCUCAGUCUGCAUCAGCUCCUUUAUCUCAGCGACCGCCAGCCUCUCAAUUCGUAUCUCCCCCGCCACCUCCUCCAAGGAGACCUGUAGGACCUAGGCCAAUUGCUUCAGAGUCUCCUGAGAGGAACCAACCACUGUCGCCAAUUUAUGAUCAGCCUGAGUAUCAGAUGAGGCCAAGCAUGGAAGUACCUUCAUUGCCACCACGACCUAGCGAGCUUGAAGACCCAUUUGUUGGUUAUGGCCGAUCACCAUCACCCAAAUCGCCCUCCAAGCAACGUCCUUUCACACCCUUCUCACUGACUCUCAUAAGACGGGAUCCGAGCUCAGGGCAGCAAUGGAACGUCGGCAAAGUGGCAUCUUUCCAAUUGGAGAACCCUGAGCUUAUUCACGAGGAGAAGCACCGCCACCCCUCUCCAUCGAUCAUGAUACACCUAGAGACCUCCGGGUACGCUAAAUUCCGGGGCAUGCCAACUCAAACGACGUCAGCAGAUAUAAGGGAAAUAAGAGCUAGUCUGGAUAUGCGUCCCGGCAGCGCAUCGUCCUCGAUGAAAUUCCCCCAGAUACCUGAUCUCAAUCCCCCGGCUACCACUUCAAACGCCUUCGAGCGCCAGGUCGUGAUGGCGUAUUCGAAGUCCUUCGGCGCUACCAUCCGCGAUAAAUUCCACCACCACAGGAGCACCUCGGACGAGGACCGUUCGCCGCCGCCCGUAUUCCCGCCGAGGAAAGCUCGCCACGGCAGCAUGGGCUCGAUUGGGUCGUUUGGCGGGGACUUCGACGGCGGCGAGGCGCCCGUGAUCACGCAGCCCGCGCCGGGCCUGAAGCCGCGCGGAUACAUGUUCAAGAGCCCGUGGGGCGGGCGUUGCGAAUUCGUGACCGGCAACGCCGGACGCAGUCUCAAGUGUAGACACGUGCUGCCGAAUUACACCGGCACGGUAUUCAACCCGCUUGUAGAUGGACAGGAGGCCGGGCACCACGGCCACAAGCCGAAGGGCCAGCCGAUCAGCGAGCUGCGGUUCAAUCUGCCUAGCAGCGAAUUAUUCGCCGAGAAGCGGUCCACUGAGGGAGGAGUCAGGACCAGGGAUCAGCUGCAGAGCCAGUUCAACAAGGUGCUGCAGAAGGCGCACGGGAUCGACCACUACUACGACGACGACGAUGACGGCUGGCACCUCGAUCUCAGCUUAGGCCGCGAGAAGGCCGGAGGCGGCAACAGGGGCAAGAGGGCGAAGAUGGGGAAGCUGAUCGUGUUCGAUGACGGCCUGAAGAUGCUGGACCUGGUCGUCGCGGCGAACGUGGGGGUCUGGUGGACGGCGUGGGAGCGCACCGAGCGCGCCGAUUCGGAGAGGGAUUUGGCGCAUGAUAUAAGGUAAACUUAUUUACAUGUUAUUUCAUGUUAUAUGUUAUUUAUUAAGAUCGACGAGUUGUUGAGAACGGGUUGCUAAAACGCUUUUUGGGGGUCCGCAUUUAGACGGCGUUAUUGCAAGUACUUCCAUGCCCAUGCCCACCGGCGCUCUGAUGGGAAGGAGAAGGGGAAGAGCGUGGCAAUGGGGGAAAAGAAGCGUGGACGAUGAAAGCUAAGUGAGGGAGG